This is a messenger RNA of Cornus florida, 3625 nucleotides long. RefSeq names its product putative pentatricopeptide repeat-containing protein At3g49142. Gene Ontology annotation, biological process: RNA modification. The record is from RefSeq and is a predicted model, not a curated record. The coding region runs from base 274 to 2319 and encodes 681 amino acids. The transcript is spliced from 2 exons. Gene Ontology annotation, molecular function: RNA binding; protein binding; zinc ion binding. Lineage: Eukaryota; Viridiplantae; Streptophyta; Magnoliopsida; Cornales; Cornaceae.
UGAAUAUGGACCUCAGGUGCAGCAUACUUACUAUUAUACAUAUUGUGUCGAGCAACUCGAGCCUCUUACAUCAUAAUUUAUUUCCGGACACAUGUAAUUUCUUUCUUCCAUAUUUACUAGGCUAGAAAAAUUCUCAGAAAAAUUCUUAGAAUAGUCCCAAGGAAAUUCGAGCUCUAUGAGAAUCUUAAAUUGAACUUUUCGGGUUUACGUGACUACAUAUAUCAAACAUGUCAAAAGUUUUAUAAACCCCAAUUUCAAAACACUGAACAACUAAUGACAGCCGUCACAAACCCAAUUCGUCUUUCCCGCCAUUUGCCAACAGCCUAUCAAGUACAAACCCUACUUUCAUCUAUUGGAAAACCAAAAUUCACCCAACAAAAUAAAGCUCUUACUGAAGACAUUUGUGGUGAAAUCUUGGACAACAACCCAGAUAUAAGAACACUGAAAAAACUCCAUUGUAGGAUCUUCUUUGAUCAGAAUCUCCGCUCAAAUGCAUCCCUUGUCAUCAAACUGAUGAGGACUUAUGCCGCCUGUGGCGAACCCGGGGUCACACGCCAUCUGUUCGAUGAAUUUCCCUACAAGAAUGUCGUCUUCGUUAAUGUCAUGAUUAGAAGCUAUGUGAACAACCAUUUGUACCAAGAUGCUCUUCUCGAGUACAAAAACAUGUCUAGCUACAACAUUAGUCCUGAUCAUUAUACUUACCCUUGUGUCUUAAAAGCCUGUUCCGAGUCGAAUAAUUUGCCGGUUGGGUUGCAGAUUCAUGCUGCAGUUGUAAAAGUGGGACUUGAUUCCAACAUGUUUAUCGGUAACGGUUUGGUUGCUAUGUAUGGGAAAUGUGGUUGUCUAAUGGAAGCUCGCCGAGUUCUUGAUGAAAUACCCCACAGAGAUGUGGUCUCUUGGAAUUCAAUGGUUGCCGGGUAUGCAAAAAAUGGACAGUUUGAUGAUGCCUUGGAGGUUUGUAGGGAAAUGGAACUGUUAUGGGAAAAGCCAAAUGCAGGUACCAUGGCUAGCCUUUUGCCUGCUGUAACUAGCACAUCUUCGGACAAUGUUUCGUUUGUUAAGGAAAUGUUCACAAAAAUGGCUAAUGAGAGUUUGAUUUCGUGGAAUGUGAUGAUUGCAGUAUACGUGAAUAAUUCUAUGCCUGCUGAAGCACUUGAACUUUAUUCACGGAUGAAAGCUCAUGGGAUACAUCCAGAUGCAAUCACCAUUGCUAGUGUUCUUCCUGCUUGCGGGGAUCUUUCAGCUCUUCUUAUAGGAAGGCAGAUUCAUGAAUAUGUUGAAAGGAGUCGUCUUCGACCAAAUUUAUCAUUAGAGAAUGCACUGGUUGAUAUGUAUGCAAAAUGUGGAUGUUUACAGGAAGCAAGGGAAGUGUUUGAGGGAAUGCGGUUUCGGGAUGUUGUGUCAUGGACUUCAAUGAUCUCUGCUUAUGGUAAGAAUGGGCAAGGUCGAAAUGCCGUAGCUCUCUUUUCAAAAAUGCGGGAAUCUGGCCUCACCCCUGAUUCCAUUGCUUUUGUUUCGGUUCUAUCUGCUUGCAGCCAUGCAGGAUUAUUGGACGAAGGACGGUAUUGUUUUACACUAAUGACUGGAAAGUAUAGGAUGGUGCCAAGGUUAGAACAUGUUGCGUGCAUGGUUGAUCUAUUUGGGCGUGCUGGGCGUGUAGAUGAAGCCUACAAUUUUGUCAAGCAGAUGCCAAUGGAGCCUAAUGAAAGGGUUUGGGGGGCUCUAUUGAGUGCUUGUCGGGUUCACUCUAACAUGACCAUUGGGAUUUUAGCUGCAGACCACCUGUUUCAAUUGGUUCCCAAGCAGGCUGGUUACUAUGUUUUGUUAUCAAAUAUUUAUGCUAGGGCUGGUAGAUGGGAAGAUGUAACGGCCAUUAGAUUAAUCAUGAAGGGCAGAGGAAUCAAGAAAACGCCUGGUAUUAGCAAUGUUGAGCUUGAUGAUCGGGUCCACACCUUCCUCGCUGGUGAUCGAUCACAUCCACAGUCCAAGGAGAUUUAUGAAGAGUUGGAUGUAUUAGUAGGGAAGAUGAAAGAGGCAGGUUAUAUCCCCGAGACAGACUCUGCCCUUCAUGAUGUGGAGGAGGAGGAUAAGGAAAAUCAUCUAGCAGUUCACAGUGAAAAGUUGGCUAUUGCCUUUGCUAUUAUAAAUACCAGGCCUGGGACGCCAAUCAGGAUUACCAAGAAUCUACGUGUUUGCGGUGAUUGCCAUAUUGCUGCCAAGCUUAUCUCAAAGAUUUCUGAACGAGAAAUCAUUCUCAGGGACACGAAUCGAUUUCAUCAUUUCCAGAAUGGGGUUUGCUCCUGUGGUGAUUAUUGGUGAGCGGAUGUGAAGUACUCCGCACUUGCAAUGAACAAUUCACGAAGCUUUGUUAUGUGGUCACUGCAAUUACUGUGAUGAAGCCAUUAUAGAGUUUUUUUUCUAUGCUACUGCUGCUGCCUUCUCAUAAGCUUUGUGAUAAACAGUUUUCUAAUGCUGAAAUCUUGCAGCUGAGGCACCAAAUUCACUGUUACAACAAAAUGCUUACCAUACAAUCUGAUUCUAAGAGGACGUGAUAAUCUUGAUCGUGAUUUGGAUUUUUUGACUUGAUAUGUAUCCGAAAAGGAAUGUAGACCAGAAAUUCUGAAAUUUCCAACCAAAGGCUUCUGUAAUUGCACUCAGAUAAAGCUUGAAGUGAAACAUCAAGAAUGGAUUCAGAAAUCAGAUUUUUUGGUUUUUAAGCUAAUGCGAAUUUGUCCACUCAUGAGCAUCACACAGAAUAUCAGUUCAACAAUGGGAUCAACUUACAACUUCUUAUCAGCAAAGAGCAGAAUCUCUGUUCAAUGAAAAGAAUAGUCCGAGGCUCCAAGCUUUUGUAGAAGAGAUAACGGGUACAGCCCUAGACAUUGUGCACCAUUCUUUGUCCCAGAGAACAUUUGCUGCUUGGUCAUUUUCUUUUCUCCGUCAAAGUCUGGAUCAUGCUAGCUGGCUUGGAAGGUAGCAUAUCUGGUGCCUGCAAUUUACCGUUACAGUGGAUGGUAAUCUCCUCAAAUCUUGUGUGUUACUUCCUUGCGAUAUUUAUCUUUCACUCUGAUGACUUCACAGAGAACUGAUUCACAGUUUCAUCACCUUCAAGUUAGGAGCAAAAGAAGACUUGAGGCUCUAUUCAACAGUUCUCAUAAUCAUCCAAAUGAAGGAAAAUUGGUUCAUUUACUCAAUUGUCUGUUUUCCAUUGUCAGGUUGCUCUUCAGAAUGUAUAAUUGCUGAAUUUGUUGAUCCUAUCGAAUCAAAUCAUAAUACAUGAUUUUUUUUUUUUUUUCUCGGUGUAUACAACAUUUACUGAUCCUACAGAAAUUGACACACCUAGCAUGCAUGCAGAGUUCAUUUUCCUAACACCCCUACAAGACAGUAACACCAAACCGGACGAACCUUGAAUCUAUAAUUAAAGAUGCUGAAACUUCCAGGGUAUGUCGUUGUAGAUGGAUGUUGAUCUUGACAUCGAGAAUAGUUCAGGCCAAUACUGGGAUGAGCUAGCCCGGUCACUCUCUCGGUUCAGUUCAACAUUGAAGGCAUACUCACCCAAAGCUCCACAAUGUCCAUUCUAUGAUGCUCACCUAGGUGGUACUCUCCCAACUAUCUCUCUUUGAUU